Messenger RNA from Gongylonema pulchrum, 231 nucleotides. Lineage: Eukaryota; Metazoa; Nematoda; Chromadorea; Rhabditida; Gongylonematidae. The record is from the annotation of a GenBank genome assembly.
AUGUUAAGCAUUUCGGCAAGUAUCGCGACGGAAUCACGUGUGCCGCCACGUCCCGCUGAUGACGCGCCUUGCUGCUGCAUGGUUGUUGAUGAUUUGCGACGUGUCAGCAUGGCGCCCGACAACGCUGCUGCCUUGCAAGCUGCAACUGUUUCAGUGAAUUCACAAGUGGCACGUACUGAAAAAUUCUCAUAUCUGGCGGAGUUAGUAAAGACUAAGGCAGACUGGGGAUAA